Messenger RNA from Vigna angularis (adzuki bean), 3241 nucleotides. RefSeq lists its product as uncharacterized. NCBI's taxonomy places the organism in Eukaryota, Viridiplantae, Streptophyta, Magnoliopsida, Fabales, Fabaceae. Gene Ontology annotation, biological process: RNA processing. Gene Ontology annotation, molecular function: RNA binding; protein binding. The transcript has 16 exons. The record is from RefSeq and is a predicted model, not a curated record. Bases 122 to 2362 code for a protein of 746 amino acids.
UACUUUUGCUAACCAAUACCCGACCCGACCCGAUCCAUAUAUACAUGGAGUGAAGCGGCCUGGUCAGUAGACUGACAUAAAACAUCCAUCCCCUCUCCCUGUAUCAGUUUUCGUGGUCGGGAUGGACCAAAACGAAUCCCUAACCCUGACCGCUGAAGCAGAGCUCACUAAAGACCAAGCUAUGCCUGAUUCCGACGAGAAAAUGGAGGAAAACCAUCCCCUGACCGCAGAUGAUGAGAACCACAAAGACAAAGCCAUGUCUGAUUCCGAUGAUUCUGAUUCAGAAGACGAAGCUCAGCAGAAUCUCUUACUUGAAUCUCUCCAGACUGAGCUUGCUGCUAACCCCUCUAAUUAUGAUGGUCAUUUGCAAUAUAUAAAGCUUCUGAGGAGAACCGGUGAUGUUGAUAAACUGAUAAGAGCCAGGGAAGCUAUGAGUGAACUUUUUCCGUUGAGCCCUGAAAUGUGGCACCAAUGGAUCAAAGAUGAGCUUUCUCUCAGCACUGCUUCUCGGCCCGAGGCUUUCUCUAGAAUUCUGAAGCUUUACGAACGAGGGGUGUUUGAUUAUCUGUCUAUCUCUCUUUGGUGUGACUACAUUAAUUUUGUCCAAGAGUUUGAUCCAAUGGUACGCCAAUGUACACCUACUGGUAUUUCCAAGGCGAGGGAUCUGUUUGAGAGUGCCCUGACUGCAGCUGGUUUGCAUGUUGCUGAAGGUAGUAAAAUAUGGGAAGCAUACAGGCAAUAUGAGCAGGCUAUACUUUUAACCACCGAUGAUACUGAUGCACAGGCCAAAGAAAAGCAAGUUCAACGUAUUCGUAGUUUAUUUCACCGCCAGUUGUCUGUUCCCCUUGCUGACAUGAGUUCAACACUUACUGCCUAUAAGGCUUGGGAGGCGGAACAGAGAAAUCUUCAAGAUGUUGAAACCAUCGACUUGGUUGAUAUUUAUCCUCAUGUUGCAUCUUCAUACCAAAAGGCCUUGGAGAUGUACAAUGCUCGUUUUCAUCUUGAAGAGCAGAUUUUGAGCCUGAAUGUUUCUGAUUCAGAGAAACUGCAACACUACAUGAUAUUUGUAUUGCAGAACUAUUUGAAAUUUGAGCAAUCAUAUGGAAUGCCAGCCAGAAUUCAAGUUCUAUAUGAACGAGCUAUUACUGACUUUCCUAUAUCACUUGAUCUCUGGCUUGAUUAUACUCGCUAUUUGGACAACACUUUGAAGGUUGGUAAUAUUGUCAGCAAUGUUUAUUCUAGGGCAACUAAGAACUGCCCUUGGGUUGGAGAACUUUGGAUUCGAUAUAUGCUUUCCUUGGAGCGUGGUCAUACUUCGGAGAAAGACUUGUCUGAAAUCUUUGAGAAGUCCCUGCAAUGUACCUUUUCUACUGUUGAAGAGUAUCUUGAUUUGUUUCUUACCCGAGUAGAUGGCUUAAGGCGAAGAAUGACAUCCAGCAGUAAAGAGGAUUUGGAAUAUAAAAUAAUUAGGGAGACCUUUGAGCGUGCGUCAGAUUAUCUGUCACCACACUUGAAGAACACCGAGGGUUUACUACAUUUAUACAUGUAUUGGGCUCGUUUAGAAACAAAACUUGGGAAAGAUGUAACUGCAGCUCGGGGAGUGUGGGAGAAUUGUCUUAAGAUAUGUGGUUCAAUGUUGCAGUCAUGGACUGGUUAUAUAGCAAUGGAAGUGGAAUUAGGUCACAUAAAUGAAGCAAGGUCCAUUUACAAGCGAUGCUACAGUAAAAGACUUUCUGGGACUGGUUCAGAGGACAUAUGCCAUUCAUGGUUACGCUUUGAGAGGGAAUUCGGCACGUUGGAAGAUUUUGAUCAUGCAUCUCUCAAGGUAACCCCUCGACUGGAAGAACUACAGUUAUUUAGGAUACAUCAGGAAUCCAAGUCUGCAGAGGAAAAUGAAAAGAAUCUUAAGAGAAAUGCUCGUGAAAAGAGAAAGCUGGGGUCAGAUAUAACUGAAGAACCGACUCCAUCAAAGCGACUUAAAGAUAUUGGAAAUACAAAGAAAGCACCCGAAGAGAACAAAUACCAGCAGCAGAAUACUUCUCAGGUGUCAAAAGUGGAAGGGGUCAAUUGGAAUAACCCAAGUGGGCAACAGUUCAACCACGAAAAGAACAGGGCAUACUCUGACAAGUGCACCGCUUUUAUAUCAAAUCUUCAUCCCACGGCAAAUUAUGAGCAUAUUCGUAAUUUCUUCAGUGAUGUUGGUGGAAUUGUUGCAAUCCGCAUCCUACAUGACAAAUUUACUGGAAAGUCAAGGGACAAUGAGACAGAUCAAGAAUUUUCUCUUAAAAGUCUCAAAUCUGUUGUGGUAUCUGAGUUUGGAUUCUUGCAUAGCAUCAAUCGUCCCGUGAAGGAAAUCAAGUAAAACUUUUGGCCUGGAAAUAAGCAUUUGAUCAAACAAGGAUUCAAUCCUCUUUCCUGUGCAUUGGAUAGUCUGUCACUUCUAAGGUUUGAUUCUCCCAGUUUUUUUAUGGUUAGUUUAGUUUUGUGGAAAGAGGAGGGAGAGCGAGGAAGAAAGAGAGUGCAAGAGAUGGAAUAUAUUGGUUUGGAGGAAUGGAAAGGAGAAGACAGUCUCUUUAUUUCAGGAGGCUAGGGCCCAUAGGAUUAUAUUUCCACAUGAAAAAGGAGAAAACCAUGUUUAUUUUGCUGAAAAUGCGACAUAUUUGAUUAUGGUGCAAAGAGAUAUUAUGUUUGAAAUUAGAGCCCCAUAACCGAUUAUGGCAUCCUUUUAUUUGCAGUUUUAUUUUAUUUCUUUACUUUUUUUUUUCAAUAGUAAAAUCUCCAUUUUCAUUUUAUUUCUCCUAUUUCUUUCCAAAAAGCUACCUCUAUUUCUAUCAAUUGCUCACCACUUUCAGUCCCUCAACUUACUUCCUUUCUUCCCUGCCAAACACAUUAGAAAUUUAACUGCCUGGUGACCAUAAAACUUGCAGUGGAUUUCAAUAUAGCAAAGUUUCCCUAGUUGGAUUUAUGGGCUGGAUUGUUGCUCUUUUUUCUGUAUUUUAUGUACUUUGCCUUACAUUUUUGUUAUCAUUUAUUUGGAAUAAAAUACAUAGUUCAGGGGGAGAAAAAAACAGUAGGAAGUAAUACAAACAUUAAUUACUGGUUUAGGUGAAACCGUUAUCUUGUACUUCUUUUUCUUACCAGCUUACCAAACUGGUGAGAAGGUCUUGUUGCAUCACCGCAAAUGAGUACUAUAUAUGCCUAUUCACUGACUGUACCACUAGUUACAAAUUUUUAUCUUGAU